AUGUCUUGUGCACACCGCUACGCCAUGCUUGGAUCAGCUGCCGCCGUGAACUUGACAUCCCGCCUUACGGUGGGAUCAACUAGUGAACCAACAGCUAAACCACGGGCAACCAGUGAACCAACAGCUAAACCACGGGCAACCAGUGAACCAACAGCUAAACCACGGGCAACUAGUGAACCAACAGCUAAACCACGGGCAACUAGUGAACCAGCAGCUAAACCACGGGCAACCAGUGAACCAGCAGCUAAACCACGGGCAACUAGUGAACCAACAGCUAAACCACGGGCAACUAGUGAACCAACAGCUAAACCACGGGCAACCAGUGAACCAACAGCUAAACCACGGGCAACCAGUGAACCAGCAGCUAAACCACGGGCAACUAGUGAACCAACAGCUAAACCACGGGCAACUAGUGAACCAACAGCUAAACCACGGGCAACCAGUGAACCAACAGCUAAACCACGGGCAACCAGUGAACCAGCAGCUAAACCACGGGCAACUAGUGAACCAACAGCUAAACCACGGGCAACUAGUGAACCAACAGCUAAACCACGGGCAACUAGUGAACCAACAGCUAAACCACGGGCAACUAGUGAACCAACAGCUAAACCACGGGCAACCAGUGAACCAACAGCUAAACCACGGGCAACCAGUGAACCAACAGCUAAACCACGGGCAACUAGUGAACCAGCAGCUAAACCACGGGCAACUAGUGAACCAACAGCUAAACCACGGGCAACUAGUGAACCAGCAGCUAAACCCGGGCAACCAGUGAACCAACAGCUAAACCACGGGCAACCAGUGAACCAACAGCUAAACCACGGGCAACCAGUGAACCAACAGCUAAACCACGGGCAACUAGUGAACCAACAGCUAAACCACGGGCAACCAGUGAACCAACAGCUAAGCCACGGGCAACUAGUGAACCAGCAGCUAAACCACGGGCAACUAGUGAACCAACAGCUAAACCACGGGCAACCAGUGAACCAACAGCUAAACCACGGGCAACUAGUGAACCAACAGCCUGAGCAGCGGGAAUCCCAGGCAGCCCCCAGGUCCAUACCUGAGCUUUUGGAUGACGAGGACAUUGGCCUACGUCCUAACCAAGGAAUGCCCCCUCCCAGCAAACCUGUCUUUCCCCCAAAACCUAGGACCCCUAACCAGGCCACAGAACAAAACCGGAGGAAGAGCCCUUCCAGACAGACACGCCAAAGAGAUGACUCAUGGACAAACUACGGAGGGCGGAACGGUCGAGACAGAUCCAGAGCUGGGUGGGAAAAUACAGCAAGGAAUAACAGGGACAGAUAUCGAGGAAACAUAGGGUAUAAAAACAGAGACCCCUCCCCUAAGCAGAACUACCGCCCUAACGAUAAAGCACGAGAUAAGAAUUCUUCAUACUGCCUUCAUCCAUGUUAG
This is a messenger RNA of Procambarus clarkii (red swamp crayfish), 1416 nucleotides long. Lineage: Eukaryota; Metazoa; Arthropoda; Malacostraca; Decapoda; Cambaridae. The record is from RefSeq and is a predicted model, not a curated record.